This is a messenger RNA of Glarea lozoyensis ATCC 20868, 1809 nucleotides long. RefSeq names its product Zn2/Cys6 DNA-binding protein. The record is from RefSeq and is a predicted model, not a curated record. NCBI's taxonomy places the organism in Eukaryota, Fungi, Ascomycota, Leotiomycetes, Helotiales, Helotiaceae. Gene Ontology annotation, biological process: positive regulation of transcription by RNA polymerase II. The coding region runs from base 1 to 1809 and encodes 602 amino acids. Gene Ontology annotation, cellular component: nucleus. The transcript is spliced from 4 exons. Gene Ontology annotation, molecular function: DNA-binding transcription factor activity, RNA polymerase II-specific; transcription cis-regulatory region binding; zinc ion binding.
AUGAGUGCGCGAAGCUUAAAUGGCUGCUGGACAUGUCGAUUGAGGAGAAAGAAGUGUGACGAGCGUCGUCCUCAAUGUAUCAAAUGCGAAGAACUGGGUAUCAAAUGCCUGGAAUAUGGUGCCAAGCCACAGUAUAUGGAUGGAGGCUUGGGCGAAAAGAAUAUGGUCGAGGGUAUCAAGAACGCCAUAAAGGUUACGAAGAUACGCAAGCGGCUCCAUCGUCACUCGAAUACCGGUAAUACAGCUGAAUAUCUUGUCUACAAGACACCGCUACAAACGUCUUCAUUUCAGGAUAACGACAUCAUCCACCAAGCGUCCGUCGAGGAGGAACUCGCCCUUCAGUGCAUUGAUUCAUGGGACCAGGACAGUUAUUUCCUUGCAAGUCCUUUACAGCACUGCCAAACUGAUUGGAUUAAUAAACCGCCCACCGUCUGCGAAACAUUUGAAGGACAGCAAAUCCCCACCGAGUUUCUGGAGCCGCAACCGAGUUGCUCCUUCGAUCGUGCGAUAGAGCUGACUCCACCACCAUCAACUCCAUCUCGAUCUCAGUGUGAAGAGAAUCUGGAGUGUGUUGAAGGUGUUCUGAUAUUACACUACAUGGACUUCGUUCUGUAUAUCCAAUUCCCUUUCUACAAUGAGGCUCUCUCUCAUAAUGGACGAGGUUGGCUGCUCAAUCUUGUAACCACAAUUAAACCAAUCUACUACACUGGACUAGCGUUGAGUUCUUACCAGAGAGAUGUAGAGGACUCUCAAGGCGAUCAAGUAAAAAGAUUUGAACGCUACUGGAAAUACUACAACCGAGCUCUCAUCGAGUUGCGCCAGUACAUGGACGGUGCAGAUCACGAUGAGGACGAAGACUACAACUUCAACGUUUCAUUCUGCAUUCUCCAACUCAUCUAUUGCGAGAUUUUCCGUGGCGGAAACGAUUGGCAGAUGCAUCUGCAGGCGGCAUCGAGCUUUGUCAAUUCUCUUGCUACAUCUAAUCAUGACGUAUCUAGUUCAGCAGGUAACGAGUCUCAAAGAGAGGCUACUUAUGAUGACAGGGGCGCCACUAUGAAAGAGAAUGCAAUCGAUGCGGUCCUUGGUGUCUUCGUUGCACUAGACAUUCUGUCUUCUGCGUCAACCAGAACACCAUCACUCUUAAAGGCAAACCACCAGCACUGCUUAAGUGAGAGAAACAUUCAGACAGACCAUCUUAUAGGCUGUGACCCCAGUGUAAUAUGUCUGAUAUCGGAGAUUUCCGCAUUGGAUGUGUGGAAAGAGGAGUGCAAGGCAGCCCACUCUUUAAGCAUUAUGGAGCUUAGCAAGCGAGCUAGGAAGAUCGAGGCCGCAUUGGAAGAUUUCAUAUGUAGAAAUGCGCUUGACACGCAAACUGACGUACCAACAUUGAAGACUGCAAUACCUACACCUAGCUCAUCCAAGUUCAACAGUCGAUUUGUCUCGGAAAUAUUCGCCAUGUCUGCAAUCACCUACUUGCACGUAGCUGUCUCGGGUGCUCAUCCCGAUCUGACUGAAAUUCAACGGAGCGUUUCUAGGACAAUCUUAGCUAUGAGAGGUCUCCCUGACCCGCGCUUACUUCGAUGUAUAGUGUGGCCGUUCUGUAUCACUGGAUGUAUGGCCGUGAAAGAAGUACAAAAUGAACUUUGUGACCUAGCAUUAUGUGCUGGUGCAAAUGAAAGAGACCCUGGAAGUCUAUGGCAGGCACUGAAGAUCAUGGAGACUUGUUGGAAUGCGCGGGAUCAGAUUGGCGGAAGUCAGGACUGGACUACUGCUAUGGCAAAGCUUGGUAACAAGGUCUUGCUGAUAUAG